This is a messenger RNA of Triticum dicoccoides, 551 nucleotides long. RefSeq names its product heavy metal-associated isoprenylated plant protein 39-like. The record is from RefSeq and is a predicted model, not a curated record. Bases 146 to 517 code for a protein of 123 amino acids. Gene Ontology annotation, molecular function: metal ion binding. The transcript has 3 exons. Lineage: Eukaryota; Viridiplantae; Streptophyta; Magnoliopsida; Poales; Poaceae.
GCGCCGUCACACCUCCCACCCCCGCAGCAGCACACCAUAGAGCUCGAUCGUAGCCCAGACCUACAGUCAGCAGCGCCGCACGCCGCUCAGUUCCGUCCAACCAUUCCUAAUCCAGCGAACAGUGUUGGUUUUGCUAUUUGGAUCGAUGGCAGCCAUGAAGGUCGUGCUGAAGCUGGACGUGCACGACGACAGGCAGAAGCAGAAGGCCAUCAAGGUGGUCUCCGCGCUCCAUGGGAUCGACCACAUCGCCGUGGACAUGAAGGACCAGAAGAUGACGGUCGUCGGCACCGUCGACCCCAUCGCCGUCGUGGCCAGGCUGCGCAGCAAGCCCUUCCCCACGGCGCAGAUCUUCUCCGUUGGCCCGGCCAAGGAGGAGAAGAAGGAGGGCGACAAGAACGACGCGGGUAAGCCGGUGGAGUACCCGACGUACUGGUACCCGCCGCCGCCGUACCACCCGCACCUGUACCACCUCGCUCACAGCGCCGAGGAGGACCCCAACUCGUGCGUCAUCUGCUGAUCGACGCGCGCUGCCGGUUCCCGCCAUUGUACAC